Cladophialophora carrionii CBS 160.54 is the source of this 1992-nucleotide messenger RNA. RefSeq lists its product as uncharacterized. Lineage: Eukaryota; Fungi; Ascomycota; Eurotiomycetes; Chaetothyriales; Herpotrichiellaceae. The transcript is spliced from 3 exons. Gene Ontology annotation, biological process: regulation of DNA-templated transcription. The record is from RefSeq and is a predicted model, not a curated record. The coding region runs from base 1 to 1992 and encodes 663 amino acids.
AUGGCGGAAGCUGGCCUCGUCGCCACCAUCAUCGGCAUUGCCGGCGCCGGUGUCAAGCUCUCAAUCACGCUUUACACCUUCGCUGAAACUGUUGCCACGGCAUCCUCGGAGAUCAAAAACGUCGCCCGAGAUGUCUCGCUCACUUCGUCUGUGCUCGAACAGCUCGGCGCCCAUCUUGAGCAAGACGAGGACGCAAAGCUGUAUUCUGGCUCGGCGGUCGAGACGGUCAAGGACGUCAUGACCGAGUGCGAGGUCGUCUUCCAGGAGAUCGAGGGCGUGUUGGCGAAAGCCACCGACAGUGUCGCCAAACGAUGGCCCAGGAAGGGCGGCAAAGUGGCCUUGUCGGCGAUGGACAGGUUGAAGUGGCCGUUCCUGCAGCCGAAGAUGGCUCUUCUCAGGAGCAACCUGGAGAGGCUAAAGAGCACGCUGAUGCUGGUGUUGAAUGUGUUGAUUUAUGCCCGAGAUUCGCGAGUCGAGAAGGAGUCAUCUCCCACAGGCAGAGGGAACGAUCUGUACCAGCGGACGUUGUUGGAGAAUCUCUUCCUCGCGAACCAGCAGGCCACGAGGAAGUACGAGGCGCUCCUCAGCAUGAUCGAGUCACAAGGAGAGAAUGCCCUCGCUGCGACGGGCCAGUCGCUGUAUCAGGAUCCGGGCUCGGAGCCGGAGCUGGCUCCGUCAGUCAGACACUCGCUCAAACACAUCCAACGGGCGUUACUCCAGUUCGAGCGGUCCGCGCCAAUGUCGUACGGUAGCUCACGGAUGGGGGUCCAGAUUGAACUGGAGAAGGAGCUCUCUAGAUCUCGCGACGCCAGGGCAGGGUCAAAGCCAUGGGUGUUGGUCUCGAUCGGGCGCAAGGAAGAAGUUCCGCCUUCGUACAAUGAGUCGUGGAUCCCAUCCGAGGGGGAAAUGUACGGUUCAAUUGCGGCCGGAGCCCUGGAGGGUCUGACGGUUGCUGACUACGACGAACGGUCCCGUUCGCGUUCGCGGUCGCGAUCGCGCGUGCGCUUCCAAGGGCAGUAUCACGACCCCUACCAACCCUACCAGAACUCGCAGCCGGGUCCCAGCAGGAGGACCGAUGCCCUCCAGGCGGAUAUCGAUGAGACCAUGGGCCUGAUGCACGAGAACACCAGUCGAGUUUCGCAAAGGGGAGAACGGCAGGACUCGUUGGUGGGUAACGCGGAUCCGUUAACUUCCGGGGCAGUCCAGUUCCGCAAGGGUGCUGCGCGGACGAAGACGUGGUACGAGUCGAUUUUUGAUUCGAUCACCUCACCCAAUUCGGCGAUCAGUUCGUUUCAGGAAACCGUGAAGAACACAGGUCUAUUCUUCGGCGUCGAAGACAACAAGGAAAAUCCAGACACCGUGCUCGAAUACCGCAAGGACUCGCGGUUGGCGUCGCCGCCCAAUUCACCCGGCGCCAAACUGGGCCGAUCGACGACGUUUGACGAACUGCUCAGGUCGCCCUCGUCGGAAGGCCAAUACACGCCCCCUUCCACGAUUGUCUCCAAGGAAGAAGACGCCAAUGCUGUCGCUGCUACUGCUGCUGCUGAGAAGCCGGCCGAGCCUGACGCAGGGACGCACGCUCCCAAGGUCGAAUCGGCCGAGGGGGCCGCCAAGAUCAAGAAUAAGAUCCCCUUUCUUGUGCCUGCGGAGAACGAGGCCGGCGAUAUAAGCGGGCGGACUACGCCUGAUGGGACGAUGAAUCUGGACGAAAAGGCGCCCGAGGCAGGGGAGAAACCCACCCAGCAGACCCAGAUUGGGGCCGAGGAAGAGAAACCGACGGAGCGAGUUUCGCGCGAUCAUGACCCGCAAAAGCAAGAGCAAGAGCAAGAGCGUGAGAAGGCCGAAGAGGGUCAACCCUCGGAAGUGCCGGCAGUAGUCAGCCCCUCGAAGGGUAAAGACAAGGGCAAGGGCAAAGCCACAGACAUGGCCACGGACGAACAACCCGAUGAGAUCGAGCAGUUGCUGAAGGAGUGGACUACCGUGUACGAGUGA